Chenopodium quinoa (quinoa) is the source of this 547-nucleotide messenger RNA. RefSeq names its product ATP synthase subunit 9, mitochondrial. Gene Ontology annotation, biological process: proton transmembrane transport; proton motive force-driven ATP synthesis. The record is from RefSeq and is a predicted model, not a curated record. The coding region runs from base 115 to 363 and encodes 82 amino acids. NCBI's taxonomy places the organism in Eukaryota, Viridiplantae, Streptophyta, Magnoliopsida, Caryophyllales, Amaranthaceae. Gene Ontology annotation, molecular function: proton transmembrane transporter activity. The transcript has a single exon.
CGUCCAGUUUGUUCGAAAAGAAUCAUUAAUCAUAUAAUAUAUAUAAGAUAUAAGAGGGGAAGAAUCGACAAAGAAUGACGAACAUAAAACCGUGAAUGAAAAAGCGUUAGGAGAAUGAUCGACUCUGUUAUGUUAGAAGGUGCAAAAUUAAUGGGUGCCGGAGCUGCUACAAUUGCUUCAGCGGGAGCUGCUAUCGGUAUUGGAAACGUCUUUAGUUCUUUAAUCCAUUCCGUGGCGCGGAAUCCGUCAUUGGCAAAACAAUUAUUUGGUUAUGCUAUUUUGGGCUUUGCUCUAACCGAAGCUAUCGCAUUGUUUGCCUUAAUGAUGGCCUUUUUGAUUUCAUUCGUAUUUCGAUUCUUUUAAAAAGAAAGGGGAGCUGGAGGAGCUCCACCUUUAAGAGUAACAGGCCAAAAAAAGAAGGUUUGUGAGGUUUUCGCUAGGGUGAAGGAAGUGAAAAAACCUUCUUGGCCUUUAGUGGGAAGAAGGCUGGUGGGAACGAGCGGAGCGAGAGCAAAGCAAGUUCCUGCGGCGGGUUGUCUUCAUGGCC